Molecule: messenger RNA, 1390 nt
Organism: Papilio machaon (common yellow swallowtail)
Lineage: Eukaryota; Metazoa; Arthropoda; Insecta; Lepidoptera; Papilionidae
Product: zinc finger protein 737
Exons: 11
Coding region: 140-1267 (375 amino acids)
Cellular component (GO): nucleus
Molecular function (GO): zinc ion binding
Source: RefSeq, a predicted model, not a curated record
UUAGUAUCACUUGACUAUACUUACUUAUGUACUCUUUGAUAAAACUGACAAAGUUAAAGAAAUAGAAAUCUGGUUUAUAGGGUUUAUAAGAUGAAAAUGUAAGUAAACAACAAGUAAAACUUGCGAAAACUCUUGAAAAAUGGAUAAUGUUUGUAGAAUUUGUCUGAAAGGGGGGCUCCUCUCCUCUAUUUUUGUGGAUAAUUACUCAGUACCUUUACGAGAAAUGAUAGAAUAUUGUAGUAAUGUUAAGAUAUGUGAUAAUGAUGGUUUACCAGAGCAAAUUUGCAGCAACUGUGUGUACAAAUUAGGAGUUGCUUAUCAUUUCAAACAUUUAUGUGAAAGUUCAGAUAUUCGUUUAAGGGAAUACCAUGGAAUGCAAAUAGUCAGUAGAACUAAUGAUAUUGGCAUAAUGACAGAUUCACUGGACAGUUUUACAAAAAACUGUUCUACAUUGAAAAGAAUGGGUAAUGAUAGAGUGACUAAAUGGUCCCAUGAUGUUGCUGUUAUGACAGAUCCAUUUACACCUCGUACUACAUUAAUUAAAAAAUGCAAAUGCAAACUAAGUCAGAAAAAAAGUAGAUCAAAUUACAAUAGGAAACCAGAAUCGGAAAAAAAGAAGCGUGGUCCUAAACCAAAACCGAAGCAAAGUCACACUUGCCAAGAGUGUCAGAAAGAAUUCCGAUGCAAUGCCCAACUGGAAAUGCACAUGAGGACACACACUGGUGAACAACCAUACGUGUGUAUGUACUGCCCGCGUGGCUUUUCACAGAAACAUAACCUCACAAUACACUUACGAACACACACCGGUGAGAAGCCAUUUAAGUGCACAGUGUGCAGUAAAAAAUUCUCUGCGCAAAGUAAUCUUCAGACACAUCUUAAAAUUCACACGGGCCAAAAAGAUCAUCAAUGUUCAUUGUGUGAUAAAUCAUUUAUAACAUCUAGUGAACUGACUCGACAUAUGAGCAAACAUAAAGGUGUCAAAGACUUCAAAUGUGAUGAGUGUGAAGCUGCUUACGUGCACAGCAGAGAUCUUAAACUGCACAAAAUGAAAAAACAUGCCAACAUAUCACAAAAUUCUAUGCAGAACGAAGUUUACAAUAACAGCAAUCAUAUUGACAUAAUAGGACUUGAUGAUGGAAGAGAAAAGCAUUUAAAGAAUGACAAAGACAUCAAUAUCUACACCGGCCACACAAUCGGUGUGAAAAAUGAACCAAACCAUAGUUUCUUGGAUCUUGAAAAGGAAAUAUUUCAUACAUUCCCUAAUUAGUACUGGAAAUAAUAUAAUGUAAUACUAUAGUGCACCAAUUGGAAUAUAUGUUACUGCACCAAUCCUUACUUAUCUUACUAAUAUUAUAAAUGUGAAUGUUUAGAUGGAUAGAUGGAUGUUUGU